Molecule: messenger RNA, 2220 nt
Organism: Musca vetustissima
Lineage: Eukaryota; Metazoa; Arthropoda; Insecta; Diptera; Muscidae
Gene: eIF3b
Product: eukaryotic translation initiation factor 3 subunit B
Exons: 3
Coding region: 115-2175 (686 amino acids)
Biological process (GO): translational initiation
Cellular component (GO): eukaryotic translation initiation factor 3 complex
Molecular function (GO): RNA binding; translation initiation factor binding; translation initiation factor activity
Source: RefSeq, a predicted model, not a curated record
ACAGUUUGACAGUCCUUUACAUUUGACGUGACAAUUUGGCGUGGCUCGUUUUUCCCUUUUCUUUGCCAAUUUUUUACAUUUUAACGCAAAUUUAGUGAAAACAAUUCAACAAUAAUGUCAAAAAAGAAGAGCGAAGACACCACGAAUGACCAGGAUUAUGAAGAGGAGCCAAAUUUUGAGGAUCCAGAGGGUUUCGUCGACGAUAUUAGUGAUGAAGAAUUGUUGGCCGACAAAUUGGCUCAACGUCCCUCCGAAGCUGAUGGCGUCGAAAAUGUUGUAGUUGUGGAUAAUAUUCCCAAAGUUGAACCCCAUAGAUUGGAAAAGUUGCAAAACGUCAUAAACAAGACUUUUUCCAAUUAUGGCGAGAUUGUAAAUUCGGUAUACCCCGUUGAUGAGAAUGGCAAUACGAAAGGCUAUGCCUUUAUGGAGUUUAAAAACCAAAAACAAGCUGAAGAUGCUGUUCUGAAUUUGAAUAAUUAUCGUUUGGAUAAGUCGCACACGUUCUUGGUUAAUCUUUUUACCGACUUCCAGAAGUAUGAAAACAUCCCUGAGAAGUGGGAACCCCCAACCCCUCAACCCUUUAAAAUGCAAAAUGAUUUGUAUAGUUUCUUGCUGGAUCCUGAUGCAUAUGAUCAAUAUUGCGUUGCUGCUGAGACAUCACCAAACAGCGUACAGGUUGGAUUCUGGCAAAAUACAUUACCUGAACCCACCGAUUUGGAAACCCGCGAAAGCUUUACCGACACCUUCGUUAAAUGGUCGCCAUUGGGUACGUAUUGUGUGACAUUCCACAAGCCCGGUGUCGCCAUUUGGGGUGGAAGUAAGUUCCAGCGUAUUCAGCGUUUCCCACAUCCCGGUACACAAUUCGUUGAAUUCUCUCCCUGCGAAAACUAUUUGGUAACAUAUGGCCCAACACCAACCGGACAAAAGGUUGUUAUCUGGGACAUUCGUUCCGGUGCCGAGAAGCGUUCAUUCAUUGCUGAAGAUGUGUCGAUGUUCUCCAUGUUCCGUUGGUCACAUGACGAUAAGUAUGUGGCACGUUUGGGCGACAGCUCCAUUCACAUCUACGAGACUCCUUCCUUCUACCUGCUUGACUUGAAAUCCAUUAAGGUUCCCGGCAUCCGUGGUUUCUCAUGGUCACCCACAGAUAACAUUAUCGCCUACUGGGUUGAGGAACAAAAUCAAAUCCCCGCCCGCGUCACCCUCUUGGAAAUCCCCAAGAAACGUGAGAUACGUAACAAGAAUCUUUUCCACGUAGCCGAUUGUAAAUUGCAUUGGCAAAAAUCUGGCGACUACUUGUGUGUUAAGGUAGAUCGUUACUCCAAACUGAAGAAGGACAAAAAGGAUUCAGACGUUAAAUUCUUGGGUAUGUUCUACAACUUUGAAAUAUUCCAUAUGCGCGAAAAGGAGAUCCCCGUCGAUUCAGUUGAGAUUCGUGAAUUAAUUUCGGCAUUUGCAUGGGAACCGGUUGGCAAUAAGUUUGCCAUUAUUCAUGGCGAAAGUGCUAAUUCCAACGUAAGCUUCUACGAGGUGAAUAAUGGUGUCAAGCCAACAUUAGUCAAGAAAUUGGAAAAGAAAACAUGCACUCAUCUUUUCUGGUCUCCACGUGGUCAAUUUAUUGUUAUGGCUAAUUUGACAAAUGGCACAUUUGAAUUUGUCGAUACGAACAACAAUUUCGUUAUUACUGCAUCGCCUGAUCAUUUCCGUGCCUCGGAAGUGGAAUGGGAUCCCACGGGUCGUUAUGUUGUCACUGGUGUUUCAUCAUGGAAGGUUAAGGAAGAUACUGGCUUCAAUAUGUACACCUUCCAGGGUCGUAUUAUUCGCCGCAGUCUACUCAAGAACUUUGUACAAUUCUUAUGGCGUCCACGUCCAGCCACACUCCUUAGCGAAGAAGAAAUUAAGGACAUCAGAAAGAAUUUGAAGAAGUACUACUACAUAUUCGAACAGAAGGAUCGUAUGCGUAUGACACGUGCUUCCAAGGAGUUGUUGGAAAAACGUGCCCAAUUGUGCGAUCAAUUUACCGAAUAUCGCAACAAACGUAUUGCCGAAUGGAAGGAGCAAAAACCAAGACGCUUACAGCUCAGAAAUCAUUUCGAUACAGACAGUUUGGAUACUGAAGAAGUUGAUGAAGAAAUUAUUGAAUUUUUGGUCAAAGAAGAAAUCACUGUACUCGAGUAGUUCAUCUAAUUAUAUAAGUACAUUAUUUUUAUUCAACUUUUUUUU